Cladocopium goreaui is the source of this 1492-nucleotide messenger RNA. NCBI's taxonomy places the organism in Eukaryota, Dinophyceae, Suessiales, Symbiodiniaceae. The record is from the annotation of a GenBank genome assembly.
CAGUAGCCCUUCGGAAUGCCACCACCCAGUUUUUGGGGCCACUAUGGCAGUGCCACCCGAAACCCUUGGGGCCCGGUCUCCAUCUCUCAGGGAGCGUCCAUCGCCAUGUGAAUUUGUGACUGUCGACGCGGGGCCUAGCGCUGGAAAUUCCCAGAUGAAAGCCUUGUUGCUGAUUUCCAGUGGUGUCUUUUGUGCAUUCUCCAUUUGGUUUGUGGCAUCAGCCGUGCUUCAACCCUUGAAGGUGGAGUGGGGAUUUUCGGAUGUAGAGGGGAGCUUCCUGACUUCGGUGGUGAAUCUGGGCUUUUGUUUUGGCUGUUUCUUCUCUGCCCUUCUGAACUUGGCGGACGUCUUCUCGGCUCCCGCGUUGAUUUUGGUCGGUGGCCUAAGCGCAGCGGUGGCCAACGCCAGUCUGCUGCUGGUCAGAGGAUUUUGGGGCGCCCUGCUGAUGAGAUGUCUGGUGGGGCUAGGCUUAUCCUUGGUAUAUCCUCCAUCGGUGAAGCUGCUGAGCACCUGGUAUUCAGCUGACAAGCGCAGCGCGGCCAUGGGGUUUAUGUUUUCGUUCUUUUGUAUAGGCUCCGCCUUCCCUCAGCUGCUGAAUGCGUUGGCCACGGGCUACUCCUGGCGUUUGAUCGUUGGGCUUUCGUCACUGCUUGGAGCAGUGGCCAGCAGCAUGACCUAUGCCUUUGUGGAGACAGGCCCUUACCCCUUUCCGCGCGGUGGCUUCGAUGCCAAAGCGGCCUAUCGCCUCUGUCGGAACCGGAACGUGGCCCUGUCCAUUGUGGCGUAUUGUGGGCAUCAGUGGGAACUCUUCUGUGUUUGGGCCUGGUCUGCAGAGUUCUUUGAACACAUCUGGGGCACGUCGCAGCAAUCUGCGCACAUGUGGGCCUUUGUGAUUAUUUCAAUGGGUGGCCCCGGCAGUUGGCUGGGAGGACUUCUGGGUGACCGAUACGGUCGUGCGAUGUCGGCACUGCUGAUGGUGAGUGUCAGCGGUCUCUGCACACUGGUGCUGGGAGUUUUGGAGAAUCACUGGCCCUUUGCCAUUUGGAUAUGCAUCUGCCUGCUGUGGGGUCUCACCGCGUUAGCUGAUUCGCCCAACUACUCCGCGCUGGUGAUCCUCCAUGCUGAGCAAAGCAACGUGGGGACAGCUGUCUCGGUGCAGUUGUUCUGCGGCUACCUGACCACGAUUUUGGCCCUGUGGCUGGUGCCGAUGCUCUCCGCCGCCUGGUCCUGGCGCUGGUCCCUGGCAUCGCUGAGUUUGGGCCCGGCGCUGAGCGUCCUGGCGCUGCUGCUGUUGCGACCACGGGCCAAGGAUGUCGACAAGGGCAGCAUCAAAGGACCCGCAUCUAGUGAUGCUCCAUGAGUUGUGAGCCAUUGCUGACGAGAGUUGCGCCGCAAAGGGUGUACAGAACGGCGUUUCAAGAUGUGGCUGUGGCAGGUGUGGGUCAAAAACUCAUCCACCAAAGAACCAAAAUGGAUGGUUCGAUGUGGUUUG